GGGCCAGCUGGCCUUAAAGGGAACACGGCCCGACUGGCAGCUCGCGGGGUAGCCCCCGCUCUGGCUCCGCCCAGUUUCCCGCACCUCGCCCCUCCCCCCCCCCGCUCCGUCCCGCAGCCCCAGCGACCGCGCAGCAGAGUUUCACUGCCCGGGUCCAUCUAGGGCUAUGCGGAGCGGGGUGGGUGGAGUUGGACAUGACUGUGGCAGCAGCAUCCCUCAGGUCUGGGACCCCUCUGUAGGGGAGCGGAGGACCCGCCCUGACCUAGCCUGGCCCAGCCUAGUCAAGCCUGGCCCAAGCGCCCCGCCCAGGAGUGGGUUCUGAGGUCUCUCUCAUCAAUAGCUAGGCACCCCUUCAUGGCCACCUCUGUGCUUGGGCACACUCCCAUCCUGGGCACUGCAUACAGAACAGGAUUGGAUCUACUUCCUACAGCAUCAGACCCUAGCCAGAGGCAAGCAAACCGAGGCCCCUCUGCAGCGUGAGCACCCAGGGAUCUGGACCGGGUGUGUGUCAGAGCGCUGCCCUGCUCCCUGCCCCCAGCAGCGUGUGGCCGUCAUGGACAAGAUCCUGGAGGCCGUGGUGACUUCGUCCUACCCUGCGAGCGUGAAGCAAGGGCUGGUGCGGCGCGUGCUGGAGGCGGCGCGGCAGCCCCUGGAGCGGGAGCAGUGCCUGGCGCUGCUGGCCCUGGGCGCGCGCCUCUACGUGGGUGGCGCGGAGGAGCUGCCGCGCCGCGUGGGCUGCCAGCUGCUGCACGUGGCGGGGCGCCACCACCCCGACGUCUUCGCCGAGUUCUUCAGCGCGCGCCGCGUGCUGCGCCUGCUGCAGGGCGGUGCGGGGCCCCCGGGGGCGCGCGCGCUGGCCUGCGUGCAGCUGGGGCUGCAGCUGCUGCCCGACGGGCCCGCGGCCGACGAGGUGUUCGCGCUGCUGCGGCGCGAGGUGCUGCGCACCGUGUGCGAGCGUCCCGGGCCCGCCACCUGCGCGCAGGUCGCCCGCUUGCUGGCGCGCCACCCGCGCUGCGUACCCGACGGCGCGCACCGCCUGCUCUUCUGCCAGCAGCUGGUGCGCUGCCUGGGCCGCUUCCGCUGCCCUGCCGAGGGCGAGGAGGGCGCCGUGGAGUUCCUGGAGCAGGCCCAGCAGGUUAGCGGGCUCCUAGCUCAGCUCUGGCGAGCCCAGCCCGCCGCCAUCCUGCCCUGCCUCAAGGAGCUGUUCGCUGUCAUCUCCUGCACAGAGGAGGAGCCGCCGUCCAGCGCCUUGGCCAGUGUGGUCCAGCACCUCCCACUGGAGCUCAUGGAUGGUGUGGUCCGGAACCUCAGCAAUGAUGACAGUGUGACAGACUCCCAGAUGCUGACUGCCAUUAGCAGGAUGAUCGACUGGGUGUCCUGGCCCCUGGGGAAGAACAUUGACAAGUGGAUCAUUGCCCUUCUCAAGGGUCUGGCUGCCGUUAAGAAGUUCAGCAUCUUGAUCGAGGUUUCGCUCGCCAAAAUUGAGAAGGUCUUCUCUAAGCUCCUGUACCCCAUUGUUCGGGGAGCUGCCCUGUCUGUCCUCAAGUACAUGCUCCUGACUUUCCAGCACUCCCACGAGGCCUUCCACCUGCUUCUCCCUCACAUUCCUCCCAUGGUGGCCUCUCUGGUCAAGGAGGACUCGAACUCUGGGACCAGCUGUCUGGAGCAGCUGGCAGAGCUGGUGCACUGCAUGGUGUUUCGGUUCCCAGGCUUCCCAGACCUGUAUGAGCCUGUCAUGGAAGCCAUUAAGGACCUCCACAUUCCCAAUGAGGACCGAAUUAAGCAGCUGCUGGGGCAGGAUGCCUGGACCUCACAGAAGAGCGAACUGGCUGGCUUCUAUCCUCGGCUCAUGGCCAAGUCCGACACGGGCAAGAUUGGCUUAAUCAACUUGGGUAACACAUGCUACGUGAACAGUGUCCUUCAGGCCUUAUUCAUGGCUUCCGACUUUCGACACUGUGUGCUCCGCCUGACCGAGAACAACUCACAGCCCUUGAUGACCAAGCUGCAGUGGCUCUUUGCUUUCCUGGAGCACAGUCAGAGGCCAGCCAUCUCUCCUGAGAACUUCCUCUCUGCAUCCUGGACACCAUGGUUCAGCCCUGGGACCCAGCAGGACUGUUCAGAGUAUCUGAAGUACCUGCUGGAUCGGCUUCACGAAGAGGAAAAAACCGGGACGAGGAUCUGCCAGAAGCUCAAGCAGUCCACCUUGCCCUCCCCACCGGAAGAACUCCCUAGCUCCAGCGCAACAUCUGUGGAGAAAAUGUUCGGAGGCAAGAUCGUGACUCGGAUAUGCUGUCUCCACUGCCUCAACGUUUCCUCCCGGGAGGAGGCCUUCACAGACCUCUCUCUGGCCUUCCCUCCUCCCGAGCGAUGCCGCCACCGCCGCCUGGGCUCCGUGAUGCUCCCAACAGAGGAUGUGCGAGCCCAGGAGCUGGCACUGGCUCCCAGAGCCCCAGGGGCACAGAGGCAGAGGAAGCACUGCAUCACAGGAGAUGCUCCCUGCACUGGACUAGACAUAGAGGGUCUGGGCAUCGUCAGCACUGGUGGACAGAGUGGGCAGGAGGAGAAGGUGGAGAGGGAGCAGGCCGGGAAGGAGAAGGAGGCAGCAGAGGAGGAGGAGGAGGAAGAGGAAGGUGCAAGGGAAGAGGAGAAAGAGGAAGGGAAAGAGAAGAAGAAGGAAGAUGAAAAGGAAAAGGAAUCUGAGAAUGGCAAGGAGAAGGAUGGGGACAGCUUGGGACCAGGGACCCAUAGGGAUGCUGCCGUCCCACCCAGGGAGCAGGUCUGUGGUCCCGAGGGUUCCCGCUCUGUACUAGACCUGGUCAACUACUUCCUGUCCCCUGAGAGGCUGACAGCUGAGAACCGUUACUACUGUGAGUCAUGCGCCUCCCUGCAGGAUGCAGAGAAGGUGGUGGAGCUGAGCCAGGGUCCACGCUACCUCAUCCUAACACUACUGCGCUUCUCCUUCGACCUGCGUACCAUGCGGCGCCGCAAGAUCCUGGACGAUGUCACCAUCCCCCUCUUGCUGCGCCUGCCACUGGCUGGGGGGCAGGGACAGGCUUAUGACCUCUGUAGUGUGGUGGUGCACUCUGGAGUGUCCUCAGAGAGUGGCCACUAUUACUGCUACGCCCGUGAGGGUGCUGCCCGGCCGACCCCUGUCCUGGGAUCCACAGACAGGCCUGAGCCUGAGAACCAGUGGUACCUGUUCAAUGACACCCGGGUGUCCUUCUCAUCCUUCGAGUCGGUCAGCAACGUCACCUCCUUUUUCCCUAAGGACACUGCCUAUGUGCUCUUCUACCGCCAGCGGCCCAGGGAAGGGCCUGAGGCUGAGCCUGGCUCUCCCAGAGUUCGAGCAGAGCCCACCCUCCACAAGGACCUGAUGGAGGCCAUUUCCAAAGACAAUGUCCUCUACCUGCAGGAGCAGGAGAAGGAGGCCCGGAGCAGGGCAGCUUAUAUCUCCACACUCCCUGCUCCACACUGGGGUAGGGGCUUCGAUGAAGACAAAGAUGAAGAUGAAGGCUCCCCAGGGGGCUGCAACCCGGCCGGUGGCAGUGGUGACUUCCACAGACUGGUCUUCUAAUGAGAACUCCCACCUGUGGGGAGUCACAGCCAACCUCAGAGUGGGCCAGGCAGGGCUGGGGCCCAGGCAGAGCACUCUGCCAUCUGGGGUCGUAGGGAGCUGUGGACGCAAGCCCAAGGUGAAGCAGGUCCUUUUGAGGGCAAGGAGGAUGGAGAGGGACCAUCUGGGAUGUCAGUCUACAGCCUGAAGGGCACAGAGAAGCUGAAACCCAAAGCUCCUUAAGCAGUCACCAUACUAUGAUGUUAUGGUUGAGUGUACUGACUAACUGGGAGCAACUUGGAUGAGGCCACCCUGGGCUGUGCCUCCCUGCAGGCCCCAUCCUGGGAAGCCCAGCCAGCUCAGGUGUCAGUUUGGUGUCCUGUAUCCAAUAGCACUUCCUUUUACUCUAGUUCCUUCACCCAGCCCCUCCUCGAUAGGAGAAAAGCACAGCCGAAGUCAGGUCCUUGCACCCAGAAGGGGGCUGUUCCCUCUGCCUGCCCUCUGGUGUCUUCAGGGGGUUCUUAGAACAAGGUGUGUGGGUGCCUGCACCCACUGUGUGUUUGAGGCAUGUAGGGAAGGCAGCACAGCACAGGACCAGAGGUGAGACUCUUACCUGCCCCUCCCCUCCCCAAGCAAGUCACACUGGGAGAGCCCCUUCCUUCCCCUCCCUAGCCUGCCUCAGUGCCUGAGAUGCUGCCAUGGCAUCCCUGUCUAGUUAAGGUCCGAGUCCUUAUUUUACUGAAGACAUUCGUCUGUCAGAAAGCCAUUGUCGUUUGAGGAAGCUAGCUGGCUUGGCUCCUCUGAUGGAAUGUGAGGGCUGGGUAGGUAUGAACUGUGUAAUGCACACAACCUCACUGUGCCCUGAGACUACUAUAGCCCCUUCUCAGUGGAGAGAAGAAACCCGUGUUCUUAAAUAGGAAUAAAACUUGCUUCUCGGAA
Molecule: messenger RNA, 4492 nt
Organism: Peromyscus californicus insignis
Lineage: Eukaryota; Metazoa; Chordata; Mammalia; Rodentia; Cricetidae
Gene: Usp35
Product: ubiquitin specific peptidase 35
Exons: 12
Coding region: 554-3574 (1006 amino acids)
Biological process (GO): protein deubiquitination
Cellular component (GO): cytosol; nucleus
Molecular function (GO): cysteine-type endopeptidase activity; cysteine-type deubiquitinase activity
Source: RefSeq, a predicted model, not a curated record